AGCCUACAGAAUUUGCGCAACUCAGCCAAGAAAAGUCGAAAAAUAGAAAAGAAAAAGCUCCUAAUUUUACUUUGUAAGAAUGAGUUUCACAGCGCAACAACAUAAGAUAGAGGAAGAAGAACAAUAAACAAAUUUCAUACUACAAUUUUCUUCAUUAAGGAUCUCCAAUAAACAAGAGUGGAUAUGGCUAACAAAACCUCCAAAAUUCAAACAAUUUACGAUUUUUGCAAGAAGAUGUUUUCUCUGACUACAAUUCCUCCUCCACCUUCUUCUCAUGUCGUUCAGAAGCUCUCUUCUCUUCUGGACUCUGUAACUCCCGCUGAUGUUGGUCUGAAAGAGGAGAAUGUAGAUGAUGACCGAGGAUAUGGUCUUUCUUUGCUGAACCCAUUCAACCGAGCUCCUAGAUGGGCUCAACCUAUAACGUAUCUGGAUAUCCAUGAGUCUGACACCUUUACAAUGUGCAUAUUCAGCUUUCCCACAUCCGCAGUCAUUCCUCUGCAUGAUCAUCCUGGAAUGACAGUUUUCAGCAAACUUCUGUAUGGAUCCUUGCAUGUGAAGGCCUAUGACUGGGUUGAACCUCCACAAGUUGUUCAGAGCAAUGGCUCUGAGUACUCUCAAGUGAGGUUAGCAAAGUUGGUGAUUGACAAAGUUCUAACAGCACCUUGUGAGACCAGAGUUCUGUAUCCCAAAAGUGGGGGAAAUCUACAUUGUUUCACAGCAGUCACCCCUUGUGCCGUGCUUGAUAUUCUCACACCUCCAUAUUUGGAGGAUGCAGGCAGAAAAUGCACAUAUUAUCAUGACUAUCCAUAUUCAAGUUUUCCUACAAAAGAAGCUAUAGGUGAUGGAAAAGAAGAGGAAUAUGCAUGGCUUGCGGAGAUAGAAGCGCCAAAUGUCCAAAUGCGUCCUGGAAUCUAUGCUGGUCCUUCUCUUCUGGAGUAAUGGUAACAGUGAGCUAAUCAUCAACCAGUUAGAAUCUAGUCUCGAAGUUGAAUAGCUGUUCGUGGAAUGAUCUUUGCUUUGUGUGAAAGAGUUUGGUCAAAUAUACUUGCAAACUCUUCCACUCAGGACAUGGUGAUCACAACUUUGAGACUGAACAAAGUAGAAUAGACAUGUGUAAGAUCUGUUUAUGAAUGCUCACAGUUGUAACUUGUAAGUGGGUUCUGUGUUCUCAUAUAUUUAUUCAAUUGUACAAUUUAUAAGCAUCUGAAAUAGUUGUUAAUAGAUCUCUAAGUGUUGUAAAGGGUGUUUAAAAAGUGAUGAGGUUUGAGUCUUUGAGACUCUUUGACUGUAACAAUCUUGCUUCAUAGUUCAUAGUUGUGCAAGCACACUGUUAAGCGAUAGAGUUCGACUUUUUACUUGCUCAUUUCAAAGCUUGGCUUAAGUUAAUUAGAAUACUCUGUAAUUAUUAUGUUUAUGUUCA
Chenopodium quinoa (quinoa) is the source of this 1420-nucleotide messenger RNA. RefSeq names its product plant cysteine oxidase 3. The transcript is spliced from 5 exons. Gene Ontology annotation, molecular function: oxidoreductase activity, acting on single donors with incorporation of molecular oxygen, incorporation of two atoms of oxygen. The coding region runs from base 184 to 939 and encodes 251 amino acids. The record is from RefSeq and is a predicted model, not a curated record. NCBI's taxonomy places the organism in Eukaryota, Viridiplantae, Streptophyta, Magnoliopsida, Caryophyllales, Amaranthaceae.